Molecule: messenger RNA, 2720 nt
Organism: Cyanistes caeruleus (blue tit)
Lineage: Eukaryota; Metazoa; Chordata; Aves; Passeriformes; Paridae
Source: RefSeq, a predicted model, not a curated record
AGGAGUAAAUAUCAGUAUGACUAGAGUCUGAGGAAGGGCUUCUGUGUUCCUAGCAAGAGCUUGCUGGUGCAGAGGAACAGUGCAAGGACACCAGGGACAUUUUGAGCUACCAUGGAUAUCCCCACCGAUUUGGUGCCAUCAUCCAUGAUGUCCCAGCCUGAGGUGAUUGAGUCCACAGCCGUGAGUGAACCACAGUGCUACUACAAUGAAACCAUUGCCUUCUUUUAUAACCGAAGUGGAAAAUAUCUAGCCACUGAAUGGAACACUGUCAGCAAGCUUGUAAUGGGACUGGGGAUUACCGUCUGCAUCUUCAUAAUGCUGGCCAACCUCUUGGUUAUGGUGGCUAUUUAUGUCAAUCGCCGAUUCCACUUUCCUAUUUAUUACUUAAUGGCCAACUUAGCUGCUGCGGACUUUUUUGCAGGGCUGGCCUACUUUUACUUAAUGUUCAACACAGGACCCAACACUAGAAGACUGACUGUAAGCACCUGGCUUCUCCGUCAGGGUCUCAUUGACACGAGUCUGACAGCCUCUGUAGCCAAUUUGUUGGCCAUCGCUAUUGAGCGGCACAUUACAGUUUUCCGAAUGCAGCUACAUACUCGGAUGAGCAACCGCCGAGUGGUCGUUGUGAUUGUUGUUAUCUGGACUAUGGCCAUCGUCAUGGGUGCCAUACCAAGUGUCGGAUGGAACUGUAUCUGUGAUAUCACUCACUGCUCCAACAUGGCACCGCUCUAUAGUGACUCCUACCUGGUCUUCUGGGCUAUAUUCAACCUGGUCACUUUUGUGGUCAUGGUGGUCCUAUAUGCUCACAUCUUUGGGUACGUUCGCCAAAGGACUAUGAGAAUGUCCAGACACAGUUCUGGACCCCGCAGGAAUCGGGACACCAUGAUGAGCCUCCUGAAGACUGUGGUCAUUGUGCUUGGUGCUUUCAUAAUCUGCUGGACCCCAGGAUUAGUCUUGCUGCUCCUCGAUGUUUGCUGUCCCCAGUGCAAUGUCCUGGCCUAUGAAAAAUUCUUCCUUCUCCUGGCAGAGUUCAACUCUGCCAUGAACCCCAUCAUCUACUCCUACCGGGACAAGGAAAUGAGUGCGACGUUCAAGCAGAUCCUCUGCUGCCAGCGCAGUGAGAGCACCAACGGCCCCGCCGAAGGCUCGGAUCGCUCAGCAUCCUCCCUCAACCACACCAUCUUGGCUGGCGUCCACAGCAAUGACCACUCCGUGGUGUGAGACCACAGCCAGCCCUGUGCCCGACAAAGAGCAGCAGGCAGCGCUGUGGGACGGGGCAGGUGCAUGGCCCUAGGGAAGGUAACCCACUCACGUUUUCUCAAACACUAAUGGACUACAAGUGCAUCUUUUCCAGGGGGCCUGACAUACCAGUGCAGACUGCCCUGUCCUCAGGACUGGCCAUGCUGCAAAGCCUUUGAUUUCUACUUUGAAAAAGGGGAACAUCGUUGCUUUGCAGAGGAGGUCAUCAGUAGCCCAUGGAAAGCCUUGCUGAGACUUUGUUGGACUUUGCUGCAUCUUGGUGCCAGUCUGAAUCAACUCUGAUUAAUUAAGCUUAUACCUGCUUCACUGCAUUUACAUGUAGCCACUUAGUAUUUUUAAACAGGGAGUAAAGGGGAUAAAAAUAUGCCUAUCAUUUAAUAGACAUGUAAUAUGUAUCACCAUCAGCAUGCUUGUGAUGAACAUUUUCUGUGCAGGGAGUAAAACUGUGCUCUAGUCUUUGUAUCCUUAGCCACACUGUCAUAACUACAGUAAAAAGAAAAGUAUUUUUUUUAACACAGGCAACAGAAAGAUGAGGGAAACUGACUCUUCUUACCUUCAUUAUUGGCAUUAGAGAAUGCAUGUUCUGUGUGUAUGCAGAUUGUUUUAAUCAUGAAAAAAAAAAAAAGUUCCUUGUAAAGUCUGCCAGAAAGUAGAAAAACAUAGACUGUAUUCCAGUGUUUGUUUAGAUUAUGAAAUAAACAGUACUUUAGUCACAAUGUAUAUAAGGUUCUUCUUUGAAGUGCAGUAUGAAAUUUGUAACAUGUGAGGGGAACCAAGUUUUUUAUGGAUAAGUUCUUAAAGUAAGAUACGUCCCUAAGGCUCUUAAAGGGCUACAGUCAGAUUGGUGGUGUGCAAAAAUUUUAUUUAUGGCAUAUUCUUGGAAUGCUUUUCUUGUUCAUGUCAAAAAGCAUACACAUUUUUAAUGGGGAAAAAAAAAGGUAUGUUUUUAUGGAUUCUUUCUUGUAAUUGAAAGCAAAACACCUGUAUUUUUGCACUGAGAAGUAUUUCUAGGGUACCAUUCAAAUGAUGGUUUCAAAAGCAGUUUCAAAAGCAGUGAACUAAGAACCAAGACACAAUUCUAUUUUGUAAAGUCAACACUUUACAAGGUAUUCAUCCAUUGCAAAUGGCUGGACCUUAUUCAGAUAGUAGCCACACAUGUACACUGUUAUAAAUACCUAAGCUAACAGGUGUUUAUUUUCAUAUGAGACUGUUUUGAAGAGAAAUGUCACUCAUGUGAAUAUCAAUUGUCAAGAAUCACUGAUACUAAACAAAACUCAUUAACAGGGGUAAAUAUGAGCAAAGGUGGGAUCUUGCUGAUAAAAACUUGGGACAUCUCUCCAGGAAACUGUGUGUUCUCCUAACAAUGUAAAAUAUAUAUCAACAGUAAAUUCCUGAUGCUGUUUUCAUCAUUGUAAUUUGUCUCUAUAGCAAAAAAAACCAAAAACAAAAACAAAAACAAA